Molecule: messenger RNA, 1659 nt
Organism: Phycomyces blakesleeanus NRRL 1555(-)
Lineage: Eukaryota; Fungi; Mucoromycota; Mucoromycetes; Mucorales; Phycomycetaceae
Exons: 5
Cellular component (GO): mitochondrial outer membrane; nucleus; cytosol
Molecular function (GO): protein binding
Source: RefSeq, a predicted model, not a curated record
AUGUUACAAGACAUUCUCAACGUCAGAAAAGCACUCGAUCUCUUCUUAGACUCCCGGAUCCCCGAGGCAGAAGCUAUCCUUGCGCCACACCGCAAAAAAUCGAUGUAUUAUUCACUAGGUCAUGCUUUCAUUCUCUUCCUAAAGAGCAUGAUGACCUUCCAGCAAACAGACAUCCAGACUGCUCUCGAUGCUCUCAAGGACACGGUCCAGAUUGCCAAUGGACUGCGAAGAAAGGACGGUAGCUGGCUUGCCUGGGUCAAAGGCAAUUCGGUCAAUGAUAUCAAAGACAUGUCCCGUGUACAUCGUCAUGCUGAGCUGGUGUUUGCAGAAUCUUAUCUACUCAAGGCACUGCUCAGUAUUCUCAAUGACGAAAGUUUGGUUUCAUUCUUGAGAGAAGGUCUCCAUGUGAGAAACAGCUACAACACCUACAAAAUCCUCGAAAAAUAUGUCAGUUUUGUUGACCAAGAGGCUGCAGAGGGAAAAGAUGUCUCGGCCUAUGGUCUCGAUGAUCAUUUUACAUCAGGUGUAGCCUUGGGAGUUGGCUGCUUCAAUAUCAUGCUGUCCAUGUUACCAACAUCUGUGUUGAGAGUAGUAGAAUUCAUUGGGUUCUCAAGUGACCGUGCUCAUGGGCUUUCCAUGCUAGAAUCAAUUGGAGGCUGGGAAGAUUACCGAUUACGUCGCCAGUUCUGUGAUAUGGUCUUGAUGGCCUACCACAUCAUGCUGUCCAAGGUGGUCCCAUUGUCAGACGCCGAUCCCGAAAUUGCCUCCAAGGUCUUGGCCUAUAACUUGGGACUCUAUCCUUCAGGUGUCUUCUUUUUGUUUUUUUCAGGGCGCCAACUCUCAUCCCUUGGCCAAUUCGAGGAUGCUAAAGAUCAGUACAGACGGGCAAUUGAUACUCAAAAGGACUGGAAACAGCUGCAACACAUGUGCUUUUGGGAACUAGGAUUGCUACAUCUAAUGCAACACCAGUGGCAGGAAGGUGCCAAAGUGUAUGCGAUGCUGACCAUUGAGAGCAACUGGUCCAAAGCCGUCUACACAUACCUCGAGGCCACUGCUCUUCACCUCUAUACCCAAAGCCAGUCUCGUUCAGAUCCCGUUAUUGUCAAGAAGGUUGCAACCAUGAUGCGUUCUGUCGACGGAGCCAAGCAAAAGAUUGCCGGAAAAUCUAUUCCACUUGAGAAAUUUGUUGCUAGGAAAUCUCGCAAGUUCAUUAGCCAGGACAACUAUUUGGUAUUGCCCGACUUAGAGCUACUGUCUGCUCUCGGAACUCUAGAGUUCAUGCCAAGUGAAGUACUGCGGUCAAACAUCAACCGAAUCAACAGACUUCUCGAGACUCUUCAGUCCACGCGAGAUGAUGAUAUUUGCCUGGCACACUACUUGCGUGCCCAAUUGACACGACUUUUGAUCGACCGUAGUCCCCAAGCUUCCCGUAAAGUGCUCGAACAGAACCACAAGGUGUCGAUUGAUACAGUGAUGGCACAUGCUCCACGAGUAACACUCGACCACUACAUUUAUUAUUUUACACACUAUGAGAAUGCGCGCAUGAUGAUUUCCAAACAACUUUACACAGAAGCAGAGACAGAGAUCCAGACCACAUCCCGCGCAAAGAGCAAGUAUAGUCUUGAAAGCGUAUUACUGUUCAAAUGUCACAAUUGUCUA